Molecule: messenger RNA, 5104 nt
Organism: Oncorhynchus nerka (sockeye salmon)
Lineage: Eukaryota; Metazoa; Chordata; Actinopteri; Salmoniformes; Salmonidae
Gene: rbm24b
Product: RNA binding motif protein 24b
Exons: 4
Coding region: 238-1014 (258 amino acids)
Biological process (GO): positive regulation of myotube differentiation; regulation of alternative mRNA splicing, via spliceosome; mRNA stabilization
Cellular component (GO): nucleus; cytosol
Molecular function (GO): mRNA 3'-UTR binding
Source: RefSeq, a predicted model, not a curated record
GACAGCUGGGCGAAGCGGACAGCAGUGGUAUCCCUCUCCUAAAUUAAACAGUGUCAAACUGAACUGAAGUUGGGAACGAUUGGAAAUCCGCGUGAAACAAGUGUCUGUUCAGUUCCAACGAAACCUAUCUUAAAUUAAUCGUUCUAAAUAACCUGUGCUUUCGCAGAGCUGACUGAUCUCUGUGAGAUUGCAAAAACAUUCUCUAUAAAACAUUGUUGCCUACCGUUUAACGCAAAAAUGAUGAUGCACUCGUCUCAGAAGGACACAACCUACACAAAGAUAUUUGUAGGAGGUCUUCCAUAUCACACCACGGACUCCAGUCUCAGGAAAUACUUCGAAGUGUUCGGUGAUAUCGACGAGGCUGUUGUUAUAACGGACAGACAGACGGGCAAAUCCAGGGGUUAUGGAUUCGUGACGAUGGCAGACCGGGCGUCUGCGGACCGAGCCUGCAAGGACCCAAACCCCAUCAUCGACGGGCGGAAAGCCAAUGUGAACCUGGCCUACCUGGGGGCCAAGCCCAGGGUCAUGCAGCCAGGUGAGGGGAUGGACGCGCUGGCGGAGGCCUGCGCCACACCUUUAUUUCACAGCUUGGACGACCAAGGUUUCUCAUUUGGUGUUCCUCAAAUCCAUCCAGCGUUCAUCCAGAGGCCUUAUGGGAUCCCAGCCCACUAUGUCUACCCCCAGGCCUUUAUGCAGCCAAGCACCAUGGUCAUCCCUCACAGCAUGCAGUCGUCCGCCGCCACGGCCUCCGCCGCCUCCUCCCCGUACCUCGACUACACCGGAGCGGCCUACGCCCAGUACUCGGCCGCAGCCGCCAGCGCCGCGGCCGCCGCUGCCUACGAGCAUUACCCGUACGCAGCCUCCCCGGCCCCUGCGGGCUACAUGGCUGCAGCAGGGUAUGGUUACGCGGUCCAGCAGCCCCUAGCAGCCGCAGCCACCCCGGGAGCAGCCGCAGCAGCUGCAGCCUUCGCUCAGUACCAGCCUCAGCAGCUUCAGGCAGACCGCAUGCAGUAACUGACCACAACUACUACUAUUACUGAGCCUGGAUAACAGAAGAGGGGGAGGAGGUCAUACUCACCCCCAGGACACUACAAGGGGAGAGUGUGAGGAGGGGGGAGGGAUGAAGAGUGGAGUGGAGUGGUGGUCGUCAAUCCUUGUCUUUAGAACAUGCAGCGCUGCUACCAAAAGAGCCUGAAGAGAAUCAUCUCAUAACUGAAUAGAAUCGUCUCAUAACUGAAUAGAAUCGUCUCAUAACUGAAGAGAGUCGUCUCAUAACUGAAGAGAAUCAUCUCAUAACUGAAUAGAAUCGUCUCAUAACUGAAGAGAAUCAUCUCAUAACUGAAGAGAAUCAUCUCAUAACUGAAGAGAGUCGUCUCAUAACUGACGAGAAUCAUCCCAUAACUGAAUAGAAUCAUCCCAUAACUGUAUAGAAUCAUUUCAUAACUGAAUAGAAUCAUCCCAUAACUGAAUAGAAUCAUCUCAUAACUGAAGAGAGUCGUCUCAUAACUGAAGAGAAUCAUCUCAUAACUGAAGAGAGUCGUCUCAUAACUGAAGAGAGUCGUCUCAUAACUGAAGAGAGUCGUCUCAUAACUGAAGAGAAUAGUUACUUCAUUAUUCAAAUAUCAUCAGUGUUGUCAUCACUAAAUUAUUGUUUUUUGUUGUUGUCAUUAUAUCAGAAAUAUUUAAUAUUUAUUCAUCAGGACAAAUAUCUAGAAUUAUUAUUUAAGAUAUGACCUCAUAACCAACCUUUAAGUUUAAGUUAAUAAUUUUAAGCAUAUUUAAUGUGUAGUAAAUUAAAUGUGUGAUUUUGUACAACUUUCACAAGUGCACUGAAGUCUAAUCAGGUAUUUUUCCCUCAAAUUUCUUAAACAAUGUAGAUGGUCAAACCAAAAACACUUUUGGUCACUUUUCACCUUUUAAUAUUUUUAAACCUACAUUUUGAACUAUGCAAUUUGAACUUGUAAAAUAUAUUUGGUGAAAUAUGUCUUCUACAAAUAUAUAUAUAUAUAUAUAUAUAUAUACAGUUGAAGUCAGAAGUUUACAUACACUUAGGUUGGAGUCAUUAAAACUCGUUUUUCAACCACUCCACAAAUUUCUUGUUAACAAACUAUAGUUUUGGAAGUCGGUUAGGACAUCUACUUUCUGCAUGACACAAGUAAUUGUUCCAACAAUUGUUUACAGACAGAUUAUUUCACUUAUAAUUCACUGUAUCACCAUUCCAGUGGGUCAGAAGUUUACAUACACUAAGUUGACUGUGCCUGGAAAAUUCCAGAAAAUGAUGUCAUGGCUUUAGAAGCUUCUGAUAGGCUAAUUGACAUCAUUUGAGUCAAUUGAAGGAGUACCUGUGGAUGUAUUUCAAGGCCUACCUUAAAACUCAGUGCCUAUUUGCUUGACAUCAUGGGAAAAUCAAAAGAAAUCAGCCAAGCCCUCAGAAAAAAAAUUGUAGACCUCCACAAGUCUGGUUCAUCCUUGGGAGCAAUUUCCAAACACCUGAAGGUACCACGUUCGUCUGUACAAACAAUAGUUCGCAAGUAUAAACACCAUGGGACCACGUAGCAUCAUACCGCUCAGGAAGGAGACUCGUUCUGUCUCCUAGAGAUGAACGUACUUUGGUGCGAAAAGUGAAAAUCAAUCCCAGAACAACAGCAAAGGACCUUGUGAAGAUACUGGAGGAAACAGGUACAAAAGUAUCUAUAUUCACACUAAAACGAGUCCAAUAUCGACAUAACAUGAAAGGCCACUCAGCAAGGAAGAAGCCACUGCUCCAAAACUGUCAUAAAAAAAGUCAGACUAUGUUUGCAACUAAACAUGGGGACAAGAUUGUACUUUUUGGAGAAAUGUCCUCUGGUCUGAUGAAAAAAAAAUAGAACUGUUUGGCCAUAAUGACCAUCGUUAUGUUUGGAGGAAAAAGGGGGAGGAUUGCAAGCCGAAGAACACCAUCCCAACCGUGGGGGUGCUUUGCUGCAAGAGGGACUGGUGCACUUCACAAAAUAGAUGGCAUCAUGAGGUAGGAAAAUAAUGUGGAUAUAUUGAAGCAACAUUUCAAGGCAUCAGUCAGGAAAUUAAAGCGUGGUCGCAAAUGGGUCUUCCAAAUGGACAAUGACCCCAAGCAUACUUCCAAAGUUGUGGCAAAAGGACUUAAUGACAACAAAGUCAAGGUAUUGGAGUGGCCAUCACAAAGCCUUGACCUCAAUCCCAUAGAAAAUUUGUUGGCAGAACUGAAAAAGCGUGUGCGAGCAAGGAGGCCUACAAACCUGAUUCAGUUACACCAGCUCUGUCAGGAGGAACGGGCCAAAAUUCACCCAACUUAGUGUGGGAAGCUUGUGGAAGGCUACCCAAAACCUUUGACCUAAGUUAAACAAUGUUAAAGGCAAUGCUACCAAAUACUAAUUGAGUGUAUGUAAACUUCUGACCCACUGGGAAUGUGAUGAAAGAAAUUAAAAGCUGAAAUAAAUAAUUCUCUCUGCUAUUUUUCUGACAUUUCACAUUCUUAAAAUAAAGUGGUGAUCCUAACUGACCUAAGACAGGGAAAUUUUAUUUGGAUUAAAUGUCAGGAAUUGUGAUAAACUGAGUUUAAAUGUAUUUGGCUAAGGUGUAUGUAAACUUCCGACUUCAACUGUAUAUAAUAAUGUUACUAUAAUGAUGUUUGUACCUAUGCAAAACAGUGCCGUAGAGGAGUGAUGUUAGCUGUCUGUCCUGUGUUCCUAUGGGGGUCAGAUCAGAUCCAGUGAGGGCAGGACAGAAGAGAACAGCUUCCUAUGGGGUCAGAUCAGAUCCAGAGAGGGCAGGACAGAAGAGAACAGCUUCCUAUGGGGGUCAGAUCAGAUCCAGAGAGGGCAGGACAGAAGAGAACAGCUUCCUGUGGGGGUCAGAUCAGAUCCAGAGAGGGCAGGACAGAAGAGAACAGCUUCCUAUGAGGUCAGAUCAGAUCCAGUGAGGGCAGGACAGAAGAGAACAGCUUCCUGUGGGGGUCAGAUCAGAUCCAGAGAGGGCAGGACAGAAGAGAACAGCUUCCUUUGGGGGUCAGAUCAGAUCCAGUGAGGGCAGGACAGAAGAGAACAGCUACUGGCCCAAAGCUGAAGCUUUUCCUGUCUAUAGAAGCUGCUCCUCUCUCUAUGUUCAUUGUUGGAGCACCAGCUACCACACACACACACACACACACACAGCGGAAUGUGGAGCUUUUAUAUUCUAGAAUGUUUUUCCUAAUGUGCCUUAAAAUAUUGGUAUUUGGAAAGUAUUUACGUAGCUUUUAAUGAGAAAAGACAGAUUUUCCCCCUUUAGUUAGUCAGGGAGUAGGACUGUAUUGAACCAAUAAUGUGUUCAUGUUAUAUUAAAGGUAUGUUCUCCUGAGCUGUUCACAUUGUUAUUGUCAGGAAUGUACUACAGCUACAAUGAUAAUUAGGACUUUUAUAAAAACUAGACAUAACCACAUGAAGAUAAACCUUUUCUUUAUCUAUACAACCUAUUUUCUUCUUCUUUUGUAGAUAUAUUUCUCUUUCUAAUUUGUUCGUACUACGAAAGAGAAAUGUUUCAGCGUAAACUAUUAGAUAUACAUUAUAAUACUUUCUAUCCUAAAAAAAACGUAGUUUUUACAAUUUUAUUUCCAUAGCUGUGAUUUAUUAUUAACUUUGUGAGAUUGACUGUUUUACAAUGUUGGGAACUUUUUAUACUUGAACUGUUUCAUACCAAGGAAUAUGUUAACACACUUGUUAUAUAUAAUAUAUGCAAUAUGUUAACACAUGUUAUAUAUAAUAUAUGCAAUAUGUUAACACAUGUUAUAUAUAAUAUAUGCAAUAUGUUAACAUAUGUUAUAUAUAAUAUAUGCAAUAUGUUAACACAUGUUAUAUAUAAUAUAUGCAAUAUGUUAACAUAUGUUAUAUAUAAUAUAUGCAAUAUGUUAACACAUGUUAUAUAUAAUAUAUGCAAUAUGUUAACACACUCUAUAUCUUUUUAAGAAGAAUACUUUGAAUGUCACUGCACAUAAAAUAUCAAGUCUCUCAGAGAUUCCAGUACAAUAUUCUAUUUAUCUUGCCUUUUCAAAUGUGUUGUUCUGCAAAUACAAUCAUUCAUUUAAUUAGAUUAAAUAAACAGCCUUUUAGCUGCU